AUGGCAAAAAUAGGGAGGCUGUCUGAGUUCGAUGUAAGCCAUCCAGAAAGGUGGGAGACUUAUGUGGCAAGAGCAGAAACCUAUUUCAGAGUUAAUCAAAUACGGGAAGAUGGUUUAAAAGCUGCAACAUUGCUUUGUGUAUGUGGCCAAGAUGUCUUUGAGAUUGCAGAGAACUUAGCAGCUCCUGCUCCCUUAGAGUCUGUAACUUACACAGACUUGAAGAAUUUAUUGAAGGAGCAUUUUCAACCAGAGAUGUCCAUAAUCGCUUGGAGACACAAUUUUGAGCAGAGGGAUCAGAAAGCUGGGGAAUCAGCUAAAGAAUAUAUUGCAGCAUUAAGAAGAGCGGCCAAACUGUGUGAGUUUAAGGACUUAGAGGAAAGACUCAGGGACUGUUUUGUGUGUGGACUGAGGAACAGAGGCCUACAACAAAAACUGUUUGCCAGAAAAGAUUUGUCUUUCCAAGAUGCUGUAAGAGAGGUAACGGCUGAAGAGGCGGCUGGUGGAGCAGUUAGACACAUGCGGCCCAACAAACUGGGUAUAGAAGAAGCCUCUGUGCAUCUAGAAGAAGCACAGGAAGCCUCUGAGGAAGGAUCUGAAGAAGAAGUGGAUCACCUCGUCCCAUCUAAAGAAGGAAAAAAGUUUGAAAGAAAGAACCAAAAGUCAACAGGGCUCAAGUGUUUCGGGUGCGGUGGUCGCCACAAGAGGGCCGACUGCAGGUUUCGUGCAGCUGUCUGCAGAGCGUGUGGAAGGCAAGGACACAUAGCAGCCGUUUGCCUAGGACGAAGGAAGGUACAGUAUCAAGAAGAAUUGCACCAGAAAGACACCAAGGUCCCCAGCCAGAACAGAGUAGGCUUCUGCGCAUCGCGCAGAAGUGUUUAUAGGACAGGCACACACAAACCACUUAAAAAGAAGUUGUCUCUUAAGGUGAAACUGCAGGGAGUGCCAUUAGUCAUGGAGCUGGACACAGGGUCCGCUCUUUCAAUUAUUUCCAUACAUACAUUUAGGAAGAUCUGCAAUAGCAGUGGGGUUCAGGCAAAAUUAAGGCCUUCAAACAUAGUUUUAACUGAUUUCCAAAACUCUAGAGUGUGCAUAAAGGGGGAGGCCACCCUUUCUGUACAAUACAAGAGUUUUGUGGGCCCUUUGGAUGUCCUGGUUGUUGGGGGUGACAGAAUGAGUCUUAUAGGACUCGAUUGGUUGGAGGCCUUGGGAGUUCAAGUCACUGGCUUGCACAGUCUGCAAACAUUAAGCCUAGCAGGAGUCUGCGAGGAGUUUGCAGAUGUGUUUAGUUCUUAGCUUGGAUCUUACCAAGGGCCUCCUGUUUCGUUAAACCCCAACAUCACACCCAUUAGAGUUAAGGCUAGGAGAGUGCCUUUCGCUUUGAAAGAAAAAAUUGAUGCUGAAUUGGAUAAGUUAAUCCAGCAAGGCAUUUUAGAGCCUGUAGACUCGAGUCCAUGGGAAACCCCCAUUGUUACACCUCUUAAGGCUAAUGGGGACAUACGUAUUUGUGCUGAUUACAAGUGCACCAUCAAUAAAGCAUUACAACAGCACGCAUACCCUGUUCCAGUAGUGGGUCACAUUCUGGCUUCUCUUAAGGGAGGGAAGAUUUUUGCAAAGCUUGACUUGGCUCAAGCGUAUCAACAGUUACCUGUUGAUGCAGCAGCUGCUGAGGCACAGACCAUUGUGACGCACAGGGGUGCUUUCAGAAUAAAAAGACUCCAGUUUGGAGUAAAUGUGGCACCAGGUAUUUUUCAAAGUGUGAUGGAAAACACACUAAGGGGCAUUCCUGGGGUCUGUCCUUACUUCGAUGAUGUCCUUAUUGCUGGAGAUUCUGUGCACAAUCUAGCAGAAAGACUAAGGGCUGUACUGCUGUGGUUUAGGAAAGCAGGUUUAAAGCUUAAGAAAAACAAGUGUAAGAUAGGAGUCACGUCCACAGAUUUUCUGGGGUUUAGAAUAGAUGCACAGGGCAUUCACCUAGCUGAGUCAAAGUUGAAGGCCAUUCAACAGGCUCCUCGCCCUAAGUCAAAGGUCUGGCAGUGGACCAAGGUUCACGAUCAGAGUUUCAAUGAGGUAAAGGCCUUACUCACGUCUCAUAAUGUCCUUGCUCAUUUUGAUGAGAGACUUCCUGUUUGCAUCGCAUGUGAUGCUUCCCCUUAUGGGGUGGGUGCUGUUUUUAGCCACUUGAAGGUUGAUGGAACCCAGGUUCCAGUUGCUUAUUAUUCUAGGACCCUUUCUUCCGCUGAGCGCAACUACGCUCAAAUUGAUAGAGAAGCUUUGGCCAUAGUAGCGGGUAUUAAAAAAUUUCAUGAUUUUUUAUAUGGCAGGCAUUUCACGGUCUAUACUGACCAUAAGCCUCUGUUAGGGCUGUUUACCACCAAUAAACAAACCCCUCAAAUCAUUUCCACUCGAAUGCUAAGAUGGUCCAUUUUUUUGUCUGCAUAUGACUACUCACUAGUUCACAAACCUGGUAAGGAGAUGGGUCAUGCAGACGGCCUGAGCAGGCUAUCCCUGCCCCUUGUGGAGGCAGAUCCUGCUCCUGCCAUUAAUAUCCUUUCCAUUCAGGAGCUGCCAAAAUCUCCCCUGACUGCCCGAGAUGUAGCUGCUGAAACUGCCUCUGAUUCCACACUCAACCGUGUACUUUCUUGGGUACUAUCUGGGUGGCCUGACAGGUGCCCAGGUACUGAGUUUCAAAGCUACUGGUACAAGAGGCAUGAGCUGUCCACCUUUAAGAGUUGCCUGCUGUGGGGCAGCAGAGUGGUCAUUCCUACCUCACUGAGGUCUAGGAUCUUGAUUUCCCUUCACGAGGGGCAUUCUGGCAUUGUCAGGAUGAAGGCGCUUGCGCGUAGCCACUUAUGGUGGCUGGGUUUAGAUAAGGAUAUAGAGGCUCAUGUACAUGGGUGUCACUUAUGUCAGCGUUCUAGGCCGGAGAUGCCACAGGCCCCAGUGCACAGGGAGUUUCACAGGGAGAGCCCUCAUAACUCAAAUAGCACAAGAGAGCUGGCACAUUACCAAGGGAGCUGGGCAAGUGCUCCCAGAAGGAAGUCUGCAAUUGGGAAAACAGCAGAGAAGGCAGAUCAUAACUCUGGUUCACCCAGCACAGACUAUGGGGUGGUUGGUCAUUGGGGCACCGAUGAAGACACAGACAACCCGGCCAUGGGGCUUGGGAGUGAACAAUUAUACUCCCAAGAUUGGUCCAUUGUGGACCUGGAGAACUCCGCUGUCAUGAGUGAUGGGGAAUGGGGUCCUAACAGGCCGGGUAGUAUAGCUGUAGAGAGAGCGCCACCUUGUGGCAGAAGGGAAAGUCCUGGUCUGUGUAGCCCAGUGGUUGGAGCUAAGCUCUGGCCUGAGAGGCCAAAACCGGCAGAUGUAGCUCUGAAAGAUGGUUUGGAUUUUAUGAUGGAGGCAGAGCUGACAGAAGAAGCAAGCUUCCCUGGCCUUUGUCAGUAG
Messenger RNA from Protobothrops mucrosquamatus (brown spotted pit viper), 3444 nucleotides. RefSeq lists its product as uncharacterized. The record is from RefSeq and is a predicted model, not a curated record. Lineage: Eukaryota; Metazoa; Chordata; Lepidosauria; Squamata; Viperidae.